Molecule: messenger RNA, 1365 nt
Organism: Vavraia culicis subsp. floridensis
Lineage: Eukaryota; Fungi; Microsporidia; Pleistophoridae
Exons: 1
Coding region: 1-1365 (454 amino acids)
Source: RefSeq, a predicted model, not a curated record
AUGGAAAAUGAAAACACAUUGUUCAUGGAUAAUAACUCAGCGCAAAUAGGAAGGCAUCUCCUGUCUUAUGAGGCUGAUGAAAAUAUUGCUAUAGCUGUUUCCACAGAGAGACACUCCGAGUUUAAGUACCACUAUGUGAGGAUGGUCAAGGGACUGAAGAAUUUUUAUAAUUUGGUAAAUGACCAUGGUAUUUAUCAUUCCGAGGUAUGGAAGAGCACACUUGAAGAAAACAAGGUAUUGGUGAUCGUACUGAUCAUAGUAGUGAUUCUGCUGAUCAUUCUUAUCGUGAUAGCACAUAAGAUUGAUAAACCGUACUUCAUCUACGAUGAUACUAUCUACUACGCCACGGGCAACAAUAUCCGAAGCAGACCUGUCGAUGACGGUAUAAGGAACAGAGUAGCAUUGAUCGGACACAUCAACAGCUAUGAGCUGAAUCCUGACGAGCUGACACAAGAAUGCAUGCGCACGAGAUCCGGAAGAAAGGCUUUAGAAUAUACGCCUUCUUGUAAGAGAGUUAUGGAAAAUUUCGAUGAGCCUUGCUACGAAGAAAUGAUGCUGAAAAUCAGGAACAGAUCCGAUUAUAAAGCCGAAAUUUUUGAGAAAAUUCUGGUUCUGAAUGACAAGGAGCAUCUUAUUCGGCCUUUCGAUCUUCCAUCAAAUUUUGAACAAAACCAAUCUGAUGGAUCAUACUAUGAUGACCGUGCGAAAUCAUCAUCAGGACUAACAAACAUGAGACAUACGGAAAAUAACAUGUCCCAUGCAAUAUCCACAUCUAUUUACCCGAGAAGCAUUUAUGAAGCUGGAACAACACCAUCAACCUCACUGGCCUCGUACAGCACAUCAAAUGUUAAAAGCCAUGAUCGUCGGAACAAGCAAUGGAGAGGAAAUGAGGUUGAAAGUAUUCCGAUGCGCACAAUGAAAAUUUCGAUGCCAGGGCCAGCAAAUAACGACGACGAUGAUACGUCGACAUUUACGUCAGUUUCUCAGCAGGGAAACAGGGGAAUGUCACAUUUGAGGUCUAAAUUGAGCAAACAUUUCUCAUCGCACUGGUUGCCUGUAACGAAUAAUGAACAUUCUAGUCAGCGACCAAUGAACGGCUGUCCAUCAAAUCGUGGAAGGGAUUCACCUAUAACUAACACAAGCAGUAACUUGGCUGGUCAUAGUCGCCAAGGUUUGGCAAAAUCGUUACACACACAGCAACCAUUCCUCAAGCAAACAAAGGAUAACCUGAUGAUGAAAUUCCUUGGCACACUGCCGGAUAAGCCUAUCCGUGUCCCUGAAAAUAAUGACGAGGAAAGCUCAAUCUUUACCAAUAGCAGUAAUUCUAACCGCAAAAAUCCAAAAUCACAGCGUUCAUACUGUUGA